CAAACACAAAGCACUCCAAAUAGAUAAUAUCGAGGAACUCCAGAGCUUCACUUCUACAUGAUGUGAUUGUCAUCGGAGCUUUCUGAGGAACGGACCACGAAGCUCGCGAAUUCGGCCAAUUAAAAUAUACCAGAAUGGCUGGAAUGUCUCUCGGUGUAAGGCGACCAACCGACCAGCUCCUUGCUGUGCUCGUAUUUCUGCUGUGUGCCACUUCACUGCCAGUAUGCCUAUCAGCUGUCAAUGGUACAGAUCAUAUCAACAUUUGGAUCGUUACCCACACACACGACGACGUCGGCUGGUUGCAGACAGUUGAUCAGUACUACAUCAGUCAAGUCCAGUGGAUUCUGGACACGUCGUUACGAUGCAUCGCCGAAGACAGCAGUAGGCGAUUCACAUACGUGGAGCAAGCAUAUUUUUACCGCUGGUGGAAUGAGCAGAGUGAUUCUACCAAGCAACGUGUUAUCCAACUAGCCAAGAGCAAGCAACUGGAGUUCAACCUUGGUGGCUGGUGCAUGAAUGAUGAGGGAACAACAAGUUACUUCAGUGUCAUCGACCAGAUGAGUGAAGGUGCCCUGUUCAUUCAUGAUGAGUUUGGACCGGACAUCUACCCGAAGGUCGGAUGGCAUGUGGAUCCGUUUGGCCACAGCAGUGUAACACCGUCCCUGUGGGCCGACAUGGGCUUUGACGCUCACGGCAUUGAUCGUAUUGACUUCAGGAUCAAGGACCAGCGCAAGGCAACCAAGGAACUGGAGUUUGUGUGGCGUGGAUCACGAAGCUUUGGACCCGAGAAUCAGAUGUUCACCCACAUCAUGGACAGCAUGUAUUGCACGCCUGCCGAGUGUCAGUAUGAUCGCAACACACGGAUUCAAACUGACCCACUGCUGCCUACAUACCAGCUCAAUUUUAUUGAACAAGGGGAGGCAUUCGUGAACAUGUCAAGGCAGAGGAAUCAGUGGUAUCGUCAUGAUCAUAUUCUUAUUCCAUUUGGCUGUGACUUUGAGCACCAGAACGCGUACAAAAGCUUCAUGCAGAUGGACAAGUUGAUCGACUACGUCAACAGCAAUGCAACAUUGAACGCAACUGUUCGCUAUGGCACAUUUGGUACAUACAUUGAGGCUAUCAAUGCUCUCAACAUAACAUGGCCAGUUUACACCGGCGACUUCUAUCCAUAUGUACCCGAUUAUGGACAAUAUUUCGGUGGCUACCUGACCAGCAGACCACACCUGAAGGGCUACAUCCGAUCCAGAGCCGCUGUGCUUAGAACCACUGAGCUAUUAGCCUACAUUGCAGCCAAGUCACCGGCGGCUGGCCAUGUAGACUGGAAGGAUGGACUGGAGCAAAUCGGGCUGUUGCGCCGCGCCAUGGGAGCAAGUCAACAUCAUGACGCGAUAUCCGGAACUGAGAAGCAAGCCGUCGCUGAUGACUACUAUCUACAGCUGUUCAAGGGAACAACAGCAACCCAGGCAUUGUCAGGAAACCUGCUUGGGAGUCUACUGAAGGGCAGUGCUGGCGAAGCUCCUCAGCUUUAUGUGAACUCUAGUCAGGUACUUUCCAACUGGACUGCUGAUGAGGAGAUUGCCGUGGUUGUGUUCAACAGCCUUGCCUGGGAAACCAGCCGUGUUAUCACCGUACUGACCAACAGAACUGAUGUCAGAGUGUUUGACGGCACCGGGGCUCCCUUGGAAGCACAGCAACUGAUGACCAUUCCGGAGUAUGACCCGCUCGUGACUGGAAACCAUUCCAGUCACCAGCUCCUGUUCAUAGCCGAUCUGCCUGCCCUGGGAUUUCAGACGUACUACCUUCGGCAGGGUCAAGCCCAAAAUGUAUCGCAGUUCACACCAGUGGAAGGAGAUUUUGAGAUUGAGAAUGGCUUCAUGAAGGCAUGCUUCUCGUCAGAAAAUCGCACACUGGACUGCAUUGCUGUUCAGCCGAAUAGCGACAGUAUCGUAUUUCAUAGCACUCUGGCACAGUAUAUGAGUGCUGCUGGCAACAACGAGAGGAACAGCGGUGCAUACGUCUUCCGUCCGAUGCAGGAUAAUUAUAUCCACGUGGGAGGAAGUGCUGCCUCACAAUCAUUUCACCAACUCACCUGGCAUUUUUAUCGCUCGGCCACUCCAUUCGCGGCUACGGGAGGUCCAGUCGUCUUGGCAACAGCUCGGGGUGACCCCGGUCAUCCCACAUUGGACACGUUUACAGCAUCCGUUGCCUCGGCAACCGUGAACCAGACUGGCUUCCAAAUAUGGAAGAAUGGCAACAUGGGUUGGCAGGAGGACAUGUGGUUGAACUAUGCCACGCUGGAUACAGCAUUGGCACCAUGCAGAGAGCUCAGCAAGUGUACUGAGAGCAUGCAGUAUGGUGUUGCUGAAGUCGAUAAGUCGGCGACACGUUGUUCGGACGCUUCAAUCGUUUUCAAUAAGGACUUCAAGACCAAUCCACUUGUGUACUUGACAGUGGACAGUGAGAAGGACACACGCUCUGCAUUCACUUCAGUUGUGAUCUCCAGCAGCCCGUCCAGCGUUAAGUUGAAUGUUUGCAGAGUUGACACUGGCGCCGGCUCCUGGACAGGACCAGUCAGGGUCAACUGGCUUGCUGUAGCCGAGCAAGAUGGACUGUGCGAGAAGACGUGCUGGGGACAAGAGAAUUUAAGUGGAAAAGCGAAUGGAACUAAGCAGCUGAACAUCUCCGUAUCACACUGCCAGACACCAAUGUACAUACCCAUUGUUCUACUCAGUGUGCAGAGCAGCAGUGGACAGGUCUAUGGCACAUCCGUAGCUAGUGUGGCGUCGACAUGGUUUCUAGUCAACAUUCAGCCUGUGAAUGGAACCAAGGAGUGGGAGGACGGCGUAAAGGUGAAUUGGCUGAUCUUCGAACGCAACACUAUCCGCGAUGAGGUGGCUGCUGCUGAUUCAAUCUCUUUAUCAAUAACAAGAGGACCAGUGGUGCAGGAAGUUAGACAGGUUUUCAAGAACCAUUACGCUGCAACUUAUCGUCUUUACCAAGGAAAAUCCCCAGAGUUUCAGUUUCUCGAACAGAAAUUCGACAUCGGUCCUUUGGAUCUUGGUCGAGAGCUUGUCACCACGAUUGAAAACAGCAAGCAUGGAGAAAUGUGGUAUUCGGACGACUCAGGUUUAGAACUCAUUCCCAGACAGUUUGACGGCACGAAAGACGAGCCUGUAGCAGGUAAUUUCUACCCAAUGGUCUUGGGUCUGUACCUGAACGACACAAAAUCCAACUUCACCUUAUCCAUUUUGUCAGAUCGAUCUCACAGCUCUGCUUACUUGGGUGAAGACGUGUAUGAGAUCAUGCUUCACAGGCGCUGCUUAGCAGAUGACUUCUUUGGUGUUGGCGAGGUCCUCAAUGAGACUGAUCACAUCCAACCGGUUUUCUGGUUAGUACCAUCUUAUGAAAAGGCUGCUUCGUACGAUCUGAGACACAAGAUGUCACUUCAGCUGCAAAACCCACCGACGGUAAUGUUUGGCAAGGCAUCGGCCAGUGAAUGGGCAAAGACAUUUGCCACCUCUUUCACCGCUUUGAAGAAACCGUUUCCCGAGAAUGUGCAUCUUCUCUCUCUCAAAGCAAGGAACACUACCAGUGGAGGCAAGCUGGACAGAUUUGUAUUUCGGCUGCAGCAUACGUAUGAGCGUGACGAACCGUCUGAGCUCUCGAAUCCAGUAACAGUCGAUCUCAGCGAGUACUUUGCCGAUGGUCUCGUGCCUACAAUUUCAUCUGAAACGACCCUCACCGGAAACAGGGAGAGGUCCAGUGUACAGCGCUUGAAAUGGCGAGCUGAAGGGGACAUCAGCUCUGAUGGAUCAGCCGAUGAGGUACCCAACAUUUGGUCGCCAGGUGCUAGCCCUGGAUCGGUAUCUCUUGUUCCAAGACAGAUCAGAACUUACAUUACACAGUAGAUGUGCAGGUAUACUUCAAGUAUGUACAAUGCCUGUAUUCCUUGAUUUAACUCUCUAAGGGGCCGGUCACACUGAGGGAAAAUUUGGAAAAAAACCUGUGGUUACCAUGGAUAGUUGCCGCUGAGCGGGAGAUUUGAAGAUUUAAUCCACUCGAUGAAAAUCAGCUCGAGGCCCCGCUUUUCCGCCGAAGAUUAUAAUCAUCCGCGGCUUCCACUAGAUUUCUUUGAGUUUCCUUGUUUUUUUAUUGUGUUCUGAAGUGGAGAGAUACUUUAGAGGCUCUGCUGAUGCAACUCUGGCCCAGGAGCGGAGUUGAUAGACUGCCAGAAACGAAUGAUGACAAAAAAAGUAGCUCAUGUGGGUGAGAUUAUUUUCAUUGUGCGUAUCCAAUGUGACCGUGAUGAAAAGCAGGAACAAAUAUUCCCGGUUUAUAAUCUGAGGAUUGUUCCCUCAAUGUGACCGGCCCCUAAGUGACAAGAUCGUUUCUCAGCUAGUACAUUGUAUGCAAAUGCUGUUUAUUUACUCAGGGUGCGUUUGGUUGGUACGAUCUAGAACAGGAUCAAACAGCUGGUGCACAUGGAACAGCCUCAUGCCAACCAAACGGUACUCCAGAAACAGAGCACAUUUUUGUGGAAAAAUGUGCCAAACUUGGCGCAUUCUUCAAAAUGUGUACGGGUCACCAUGGUCACUUUGUACGGUACAACGCGUCCAACCCAAAAGCGUAUGCACGUGAUCAUUUGGGACCAAAAUCGAUGUUCCUGCCAGGUUUCACUGUGAAAAAGUGAAACUGCCCGAUCUGCUCCGGCCUGGAGGCCGGAGCAAGCAGAACAUGUUCUGGCCGACCCAGAACAGGUGCAGUCCCAACCAAACGCGCUGUUCUGGUGAAUCCUGUUCUAGUUCGUACCAACCAAACGCGCCCUCAGUGCCACGUAUUGGAAUCCUCCUUCACCACUGCAUGGCUGGUUGCGUAGAAAAAAAGGAAUUGAACCUGAGAAAAUUAUGACAAAAAAAUGAAGCUCAGGUUCCUCCGGGGUUCGAACCCGGGACCCUUUGCGUGUAAAGCAAAUGUGAUAACCACUACACCAAGGAACCGUCGCUGAUGUUGCUCUGUUGUACAUACCCUCUGAAUAGACUUUGGUGGGACACUGUUUCCUUUUUGCGAGGGGAAAUACUGCGUAGUCCAUGAAGCUCGAAGAGAGGAAACGAAUGCUGCUGUGCAUGUUGAAAAGAAAUUGUUGCCAGACUAUAGUGCUGUGUGUGUUUUCUCUAGGCAGCCCCGAUUUGUAGACUAUAGUGCAGCUGCUGUGUGUGUUUUCUCUAGGCAGCCCCGAUUUGUACCUCCGUGGUCAUUACUCAUUCUUCGCCGCUUGCCAUACCGUGCAUGCAACCCUGCUUUGGAGUACAACAGUCUUGGUUGGUCACUCUGCACUGUUUGCCAGUGUAACCUGCCAAGCAAUGUCCUGUGUCAUGACACUCUCCCGUCUCAGGGCAGCACUGGUUACAUGUUGUACAAGCAGCUGCACACUGGCUUGGAGAUAACGUACUCUUGGUGUCACCCAGAGGCAUGUUCCCUCGUCCAACUGGCUCUCCAGUAGUGUUCACUAGGAUUAAAACAUUUAAAAUGCCACUUUUGUUAGAUUGGCAUCCAUUGGGAAUAUUUGCCAUUACGUUUUGAUGACAUUAGUGGACCUCACUCCCCACGAUUAGCUUCAGACCUCACAAUGAAGCUCACCGGCACAUGCUGGUUGACUUUGAAGAGCACCAGCAACGAUUUCUUUCAGUUCAACCGAAGCCUGGUCCGACUUUCUCGCAUUCCGUACACAGUGUGAAACCGGGACUCAUUUCCAGGACGGGGCAACACAGUAUGCAUAUAGAGCUGUAUGUGCACUGCGGGUUACACCAGGUGAAAUCCAACCCAACGUGCAAAGCUGCCACCCUCGACCAGCUCACGCUGCAUCGCUGUAUUUGUAGCUGCGUGCGUCCAGCAGAAUUCGUGCUACUUUCAGGACAUCAAUGGUCGUCCAAGUUCUGGGCUCGCUUGGGUUGAAUUUUACCUACCACUGGCAACUGUACACAACUGUACCAGUCUGGCUGACUACUACUACUAUCAUGCGCAUUCGGCACAAGUAGCUACAUUGUACAUACAUGCCUUUGUGGUAGUAGCUAUUGUGUCAUACAAGUACGUGUACCUGUAUGUGGUCUUGCCAUUCCAGACGAGUGCAUGAAAGCCAGUUUUCCUCACACUCAGUAGAAAGUCUUGCCGGUAGUGACAUGUUGAAGGACAAUCUGUUUAGUUUAUACAUUGGUCUUCUUUGGAGGACACUCUAGCUACUAUGCUGCAAGCAAACUGGCUUCGGUAUGGCUGUACGGUCUGACUAUAGACCCACUGCAUGAUUUAAGUUCACUACGGACCGUACCACUUCUCGUUGUUGGUACCCAUUUUUUUUUAAUGAAAUGCUAUGAUUUUUGGCUGGAAGAGUGCCCUGGAAUGGCGCUUACAUCCAUGACUGUUCAUACCAUCCUGAAAUACCUUCGUACGCCCCUGUU
Messenger RNA from Sycon ciliatum, 6452 nucleotides. RefSeq lists its product as uncharacterized. The transcript is spliced from 40 exons. The coding region runs from base 135 to 3908 and encodes 1257 amino acids. Gene Ontology annotation, biological process: mannose metabolic process. Gene Ontology annotation, molecular function: carbohydrate binding; alpha-mannosidase activity. The record is from RefSeq and is a predicted model, not a curated record. Lineage: Eukaryota; Metazoa; Porifera; Calcarea; Leucosolenida; Sycettidae.